CAAGUUCCCAUGAUGCCACGCGCUGUUUUCUUUUUGGGUAGCCUGAGCCUAUGAUACGUGGUGGUAGCAGCAGCAUUUUACACAUUGUAGACGCUACUACCGUGCGAAAUAUUUUCAGUUUAGUUGUAACAUUAGUACCAAUUGUACUAGAGUCUCAGUGGAUGGCGUUGUAGUUAACUGCCAUCCCAUACAACUUGUAAUAGAGAGACGUUUCAAAGUAUUUGCUAACACCUGGCUAGCCAUUGAUCCACCUUGCUAAUGCCAAAAUAGCCAACCAACUUUUGUGAAAAUGUUGAAGACUGUCAUAUUAAUCGGAGGUCCGCAGAAAGGAACGCGGUUUCGACCGCUGUCUUUUGAGGUCCCGAAGCCAUUGUUUCCAGUUGCAGGGGUCCCAAUGUUACAGCACCACAUCGAAGCAUGUGCAAAGAUCCCAAACAUGAAAGAAAUUCUCCUGGUUGGGUUUUACCAGCCGAACGAAGAGCUCAAUCGAUUCCUAAUGAAUGCUCAACAGGACUUCAAAAUCUCGAUCAGGUACUUACAGGAGUAUGCCGCUCUCGGAACGGGAGGAGGCAUCUACCACUUCAGAGAUCAGAUCCUGUCUGGAAGUCCGGAAGCUUUCUUUGUCAUGAAUGCUGACGUGUGCUCGGAAUUCCCACUUCCUGACAUGCUAGCAUUCCAGAAGGAGCACGGCGACACACACAGUUUUGUCAUAUUGGGAACUACGGCCAACAGAAAACAGUCCUUGAACUACGGGUGUAUCGUUGAAAACCAGCAAACAGAUGAGGUCUUGCAUUACGUGGAGAAGCCCAGCACUUUUGUCAGUGACAUCAUAAACUGUGGAAUAUAUUUGUUCACGCCGGACAUAUUCCAGCACAUCGGAGCCGUGUUUCAGAAGAACCAGCAGGACAUGCUUUUAUAUCCUGAUGAUGGGGACGAGCAAUCUAAUGGCUGGCAGCGGGCCGAGGUGAUCCGCCUGGAGCAGGACAUCUUCACGGCGCUGGCGGGACAGGGCAAGCUCUACGUCUACAAGACCCACCGCUUCUGGAGCCAGAUCAAAUCGGCGGGGUCUGCGAUUUAUGCCAGUCGAUUGUAUCUUAACCAGUACCACCAAACACAUCCAGAGCGACUGACUGAAGAUAAAGAGGGAGGGCCCAAGAUCAGUGGAAACGUUUACAUCCAUCCAACUGCCAACAUCGAUCCAACAGCCGUGCUUGGGCCUAACGUUUCCAUAGGAACCGACGUGACGAUAGGAGCGGGCGUUCGAGUGCGGGAGUCCAUCAUCCUCCACGGGGCCACCUUACAAGAUCACAGCUGUGUGCUGAACAGCAUCGUAGGAUGGGAUAGCACUAUCGGCAAGUGGGCCAGAGUGGAAGGCACCCCCAGCGACCCCAAUCCAAACGAUCCCUACGCCAAAAUAGACAGCGAAACCCUCUUCAGGGAAGGCAAGCUCACACCGUCGAUAACCAUUCUAGGUUGCAAUGUGAAUAUCCCUUCAGAAGUCAUCAUACUGAAUUCUAUUGUCCUCCCUCACAAAGACUUGAACCGGAGUUUCAAAAACCAAAUCAUUCUCUAAGGACUGUUUCCCCCCCCAGUUUGAUACGGUGUGUAAAAGACUCGUUGAUUACCUGUUGUUUACUCCAGAUGGUUGCAGGCAUUAUUACCGGAUGCAUAUGAAACAGUGACUUUGCACAGACUAGGUUUACCUCAUGUACUGUAAGUUGUGAAGGCAGUUAGCAAUGCAAUGUGGUGCAAGGGAGACUCAAGACUGCUCAUCAUGAGUACUAAUGUAUGACAAAUUAGUGCUAUGUGAAAUACACCUUUUUUAUAUUUUGAACAUAUAGAUAUUUUAUUUCUCCACACUCUCUGGAGUUAGUGCCUGCCAAAACAAUAGAGGUUAGCCCGCUGUUUGGCAACAGGCAUCAUGGGUGAGAUUGUCAUUCUGUCAGCCUCUUAUUAGUGAUUCUGUCUGUGGUGAGGCGUGUCUGUGCUGAAUCUGUUGAACUUUAUCAAAUGUCAUUCUGUAUUAAAAUGUCAUUAUGUUUGAAGGGCUGACAGGCCCUUCCAAAAACAGGGAGUUUUUUUGACCUGCUGGGUAAAAUCAGAAAUAGCCAAUGUCUUUGUGAUGGUUGAAGAAUUUUUAAAUUAUGUAAAGAAAUAAAUGUUAAGUUUAUUCUUGUGUGGACAGUUGUGCACACAAUUCAAA
Molecule: messenger RNA, 2203 nt
Organism: Engraulis encrasicolus (European anchovy)
Lineage: Eukaryota; Metazoa; Chordata; Actinopteri; Clupeiformes; Engraulidae
Gene: gmppaa
Product: GDP-mannose pyrophosphorylase Aa
Exons: 13
Coding region: 290-1573 (427 amino acids)
Biological process (GO): biosynthetic process
Cellular component (GO): cytoplasm
Molecular function (GO): transferase activity
Source: RefSeq, a predicted model, not a curated record